Linum trigynum is the source of this 3704-nucleotide messenger RNA. NCBI's taxonomy places the organism in Eukaryota, Viridiplantae, Streptophyta, Magnoliopsida, Malpighiales, Linaceae. The record is from the annotation of a GenBank genome assembly.
CGCCAUUAAAUGCCAUUGCAGCUUUCACCCUUUCCCCGUCCCUCUCCGCAUUUACUCCUCCUCCCCUUCUUUCCCCCUUUCCCUUUCCUUCUCUCUUCUCCAUCUUCUUUUCCUCUCCUCUCAUCAGAAAGCUUCCAUUUCUGUGUUGCUUCCGUUUUUUUUAUACAACCAUUAAAGUACUCCUGAAACCUUAAAACCAAAAAGAAUAGAGAAAAACCCAAACUACAGGUGAGCAAGAGGGCUGGAAAGGAAACCAUGUAUCCAUCCAUCCAAGCAAUGGCAGAUCCGUAGGUGAAAACUUGGGGUCUCCAAGAACAAGUAGUGAGCAUUUGGUUCUUGGUAACCAAACCCCAUUACUGUAAGCGAGAGAGGUAAAAGGGAAGACUCUACGAAGAAAGCAGGCAAAGAUAAGCCAGAUAUCAAUGCCAUAAUAUAGUUAUAUGAUACACGCAGGUUCUUUCCUUUUUCUUCUUGGGUCAAAAAACAAAUGUGCUCUGGUUUAUUCUUGUUACUACAUUUUUUCGUUGUGAAGAAAUAGUCAAGGGUUUCUUAGAGUGAGAGAGAGGGCAAAAGUCAGCUCUCUGUGGUCUACCCUUUUUGCCUAUUUUUCCUGCCCCAAUAGAAUCUUGGAAAUACCCAACUCGCUCUCCCUCCCUCCCUCCAGUCCACACAAGAAAAGAGUGCAAAUCGUUUCAGUAUAUAAAGGGUAAGGACAGAAACCCAGACUAAAAAAAAAAGGGGUUACUAAACCCUAGGGUUCCUGGUGUUGGGGGGCGUCCGCAAUAUGCCCGCCGGAGUAAUGAUCCCGGCGAGAAACAUGCCAUCGGCGGCGGCCAUACUGAGAAACGGCGGUACAAGUAGCAGUGGCAGCCUUGGUAUUGGUGUUGGUGGUGGAUUUGGUUCAUCUACUCUUCCAAUACUAGGCCAGCCGGGCAUGAUGGACGGGAUGGGAGGGCUUCAGUAUCACCACCUCGACAUGAUGACUCAGCAGCCCACGCCGGAGAGUGACAUCCCCGGCGGCGGAGAGUUCGACGUCAGCGGCGGCAGCGACAACCAGCUGGAAGGCGUGGGGUCCGGCGAUGAUCAAGAGCAGCAGGACCAGCAGCGGCCCAAUAAGAAAAAGCGCUACCACCGCCACACCCAGCACCAGAUCCAGGAAUUGGAAGCUUUUUUCAAGGAAUGUCCACACCCAGACGACAAGCAGAGGAAGGAGCUGAGCAGGGAGUUAGGGUUGGAGCCACUGCAAGUCAAGUUCUGGUUCCAAAACAAGCGCACCCAAAUGAAGACACAACACGAGCGAGUAGAGAACUCCCAACUGAGAGCGGAGAACGACAAGCUGCGAGCGGACAACAUGAGGUACAGAGAAGCACUUAGCAACACUUCAUGCCCCAACUGCGGCGGGCCUACUGCCAUCGGAGAAAUGUCCUUCGACGAACACCAUUUGAGGCUCGAGAAUGCCAGACUCAGAGAGGAGAUUGAUCGCAUAUCGAGCAUAGCCGCAAAGUACGUGGGGAAGCCAGUGAUGAACUACCCGCUCAUGUCCUCACCCAUGGCGACACGUCAGCUCGAGCUCGGCGUCGGCAACUUUGGAGGUUCACCACCAGUAGACAUGUACACGGGCGGAGGAGGAGGAGCGGCUGGGGACUUGCUGAGAGCGAUAGGCGCGCCGCCAACGUCGGAAGCCGAUAAGCCGAUGAUCGUCGAGCUGGCGGUUGCGGCCAUGGAGGAGAUGGUGAGGAUGGCUCAGAUCGGCGAGCCCUUGUGGAUCGUGGACGGCUCGAGUCUGGUGCUGAACGAGGAGGAGUACCACAGGAGUUUCCCUCGCGGGAUUGGGCCCAAGCCCAGUGGGUUCAAGUGCGAGGCCUCCAGGGAGACUGCGGUUGUCAUCAUGAACCACGUCAGCCUCGUUGAGUAUCUCAUGGACGUGAGUCAAUGGUCGGGUUUGUUCUCUGGAAUAAUCUCAAGGGCGAUGACAUUGGAAGUGUUGUCCACCGGAGUUGCAGGGAACUACGACGGCGCACUGCAAGUGAUGACGGCUGAAUUUCAACUCCCAACUCCACUGGUCCCAACCCGUGAGAGCUACUUCGCCAGAUACUGUAAGCAGCACGCCGACGGGACGUGGGCGGUGGUCGACGUUUCCUUGGACGACCUACGGCCGAGCCCGGUGGCCGACCGGUGCCGGAGAAGGCCCUCGGGUUGUUUGAUCCAAGAAAUGCCCAAUGGUUACUCCAAGGUGACGUGGGUUGAGCACGUGGAAGUGGACAACAGGGGAGUUCACGAUCUAUACCAACAGGUAGUGGACUCCGGCCACGCUUUCGGGGCAAAACGGUGGGUGGUAACCCUAGACCGGCAGUGCGAGCGGCUCGCCAGCGCCAUGGCGACCAACAUCCCAACCAAUGACGUCGGCGUGAUAACGAAUCAAGAAGGGAGGAAGAGCAUGAUGAAGCUGGCGGAGAGGAUGGUGGUGAGCUUCUGCGCCGGCGUUAGCGCCUCCACUGCUCACACGUGGACGACACUGUCCGGAACCGGAGCCGACGACGUCCGAGUCAUGACCCGGAAGAGCGUCGACGAUCCCGGGAGGCCGCCGGGGAUCGUCCUCAGCGCCGCCACUUCUUUCUGGCUCCCUGUCCCUCCCAAAAGGGUUUUUGACUUUCUUCGCGACGAAAACUCUCGUAGCGAGUGGGACAUUCUGUCGAACGGUGGUAUUGUACAAGAAAUGGCUCACAUUGCUAACGGCCGUGACACCGGCAAUUGCGUCUCCCUUCUUCGUGUCAACAAUGCGAAUUCGAGCCAGGGGAACAUGUUGAUACUGCAAGAGAGCUGCACGGACCCAACGGCGUCGUUUGUGAUCUACGCGCCGGUGGACAUAGUGGCGAUGAACGUGGUACUCAACGGCGGGGAUCCGGAUUACGUGGCUCUGCUCCCGUCAGGGUUUGCCAUUCUGCCUGACGGUGGCGCGGGGGCAGGAGAAUCCGGCGUGGCUGCUGGUGGAGGGUCUCUGCUGACUGUGGCGUUUCAGAUAUUGGUGGAUUCCGUUCCGACGGCGAAGCUUUCUCUUGGUUCGGUUGCUACCGUGAACAAUCUCAUUGCUUGCACCGUCGAGAGGAUCAAGGCUGCUUUGUCUUGCGACAAUGCUGCGGCCUGAGCUGAUAUUUUCAAGGUAAUUGUGGCUUUCGAUGGCAAAAUUUUCACAAGGAAGAGAAUUGGAUGGGAAAGGAGAAGUCAAGAGCGCACCUUUAACAUGAUCCUCUAUAAUUGUGUUCAUGGGAAAUUUUGCCUAAGGAGCCACAAGAAUUGGCAAAAUUUCCCAUGAGCGCUAGUUUAUAACAGGGUUAGAGGUUCGGGAAUUGACUUCCAAGGAAGAAGAUUUGAUUUGUUGUUUCUAGAGAAGCUUGAUUUAUGUAUUAAGUAAAUCUAAGAUGGAAACUCCCUAGUCCUCUCUUUCUCUCUUCGUUGUAGUUCACCUUCCAAAUUUUAAUCAUAACAAUGUAGUUUUCAGUGUUCUGAUGGAAAGCAGUAUGUGUAGUACGAGUAGUAUUAUGUUAUACUACGAGUACUGUUAUGUAAUUGAGCAGUGUUAUAUUCCUAAUCAGAGUCGUAGAAGUUAGGUAAUUACCGUAUUAGUGUUAGGGUUAUUAUAGAAGUCAGUCUCUGUACUCUAUAUAAACCCUUUGUGGUAUCAGUAAUAAUGCACAACAGUUAGG